AUGCUGGCACUGGUGGUCAUGCUUGAGGCAAACAGCUUGGAGUUAGUCGUGACUCGAUUUAUUCCUGCCAUGUGUUUCUGUUGCCUUCUCUGCACUGUCCUUGGCUCAGGUUUCACUGAAUUCAAUCAACGAAACAGGUGGAGCCGAUCUCAUGGUUUCUGUGUCCUGGGCGAUCUCCGGCCGAGCCAUAGCCACCUUGGCUGUGGAGCAGGUGGAGGGCGCGUCGGUGAAAUCCCUCAAGACCGUGUUGGCCAAGCAGACUGGAGUCUCAAGGUUCCGGCAAAGAUCUUUUUUCCGAAGAUGGACAACCAUUGGAUGACGAGGAGAGGACGCCUGGAGGACGCGCUGUGGACGACCAUCAUGACCGUCCCGAAAAAGCAGGUGAUCCUCCUGUUCCUUUCCAGUUGA
Molecule: messenger RNA, 408 nt
Organism: Durusdinium trenchii
Lineage: Eukaryota; Dinophyceae; Suessiales; Symbiodiniaceae
Source: the annotation of a GenBank genome assembly